AUGGAGGAUAUGGAAGAGAUGGAGGAGAUGGAGGAGAUGGAGGACGAGGUUUUUAUAGGAAAGGCGCUGAGUAAGUGCCAAAAGCCAUAUAAAUGGGCCAUGUACGGCGAAUGGGAACCCCUAACAGAAUUCUACAAGAAUCAGCCAGAUGAAGUAGUUGGCCAACUGACAACGAACAACGACACUGUACUACAUGUCGUAGCUGUUGCCGGACUCAACGACUUGCUUCGGUUUUUGAUUGAUCUAAUAAAAGACCCUGCGAAGUUAUUGUAUGUGUUUAUAAUCGGGAACAACUAUGGCAAUACCAUUCUGCAUGAGGUGGCUGCGUCUGGAAAUCUGGAGGCAGCAAUGAUCUUGAUGAGCGAGGAGAACAAAGUCAAGGAGAAGUAUAGUAGCUAUAAAAGUAUGCUAACGAUUUCGAACAGCUUAGGAGAGACCCCACUCUACAGGGCUGCUGCUUUCGGUCGCACAAACAUGGUCAAAUAUUUGGAUUCCCAAGUGAAGCUGCAGCAGCAGCAGGAUAUGGAGCAGCAGCAGCAGCAGGAUAUAGAGCAGCAACAGCAGGAUAUAAAGAAGCAGCAGGAGGAGGCUAUGGAGUACCACUUCAACAGAACCCAUGAUAACAUAUCCAUUCUUCAGAUCGCCGUCAUUAGCCAACAUUUUGAGACUGCUCUUUGGUUACUAAAAGAGUACCCAAAUCUGGCGAAUAGAAAGGAAAGCAAUGGACUCACAAGUCUUCAAUUGCUAGCCCAAAUGCCAUAUGCCUUCGAAGCCAAAUUUCGCAAAAGCAUAUGGAAGAUGCUCAUUUAUAAAUGGAUUUACCCUUCUACUGAUGACUUGGAGAGCAGGAUCAAUCAGCCUUCCCAGUCUGGUUGUUCACAGAAUAUUACAAGAUGGCGACCAAUCCGUGAUAUGUUCGAUGAAAUCAAAAAUCAAAAAUGUCUAUCGACACUCACUCGUUUGCUGGUGGAGAAGGACUAUUCAUGGGCGGUAAAUAUAACAACCGAUAUCAACACAUUUACUCUGGUAUGUCCAAACAAAUCAGAUGAUCCUCCACCAAAAACCUCUGAAUCUACCCUUAAGCAUAACCCAUUGCUUAUAGCAACAUGCAAGGGAAUAUCAAAAAUUGUGAAAAAAAUGUUGGAUUCUCACCCUCAAGCGGUGGAAAUGUUGGAUCCUAUAACUCGACAAAACAUUUUGCACAUGGCCAUAAAGUAUCGCCGGCUGGCCAUCUUUAACAUACUAAAAAAGAGCAAAUCGAUAACGUCAAGGUUGGCUUACAGGAUUGAUAUUGACGGGAACACCAUAUUGCACCACGCUGCACAUGUGAGUUCUCACCCUGUAGACGCUCAACGCUCAAGUGGUCCUGCAUUUCAAUUGCAAGAAGAAUUACGUUGGAUGGCGCGUGUGGAAAGGAUAAUGCCACGUCAUUACGCCAUGCACCAGAACAAUCAGGGCCUGACAGCGCAGAAGCUCUUCGAGAAAGGGCAUGCAGAUCUUCUUAAUUCGGCAAAAACAUGGAUAAAAGAGACAGCUCAGUCGUGCUCGACCGUGGCAGCUUUGGUGGCUACCGUGGCCUAUGCAGCUGCCUUUACGGCUCCCGGGGGUACUGAUAACAACGGGGUUCCUGUUCUCAAGCAUUCUCCUUUCUUUGUCACAUUCGCCGUUUCGGACAUUAUCUCGCUCAUCUUCUCAUUGACUUCUUUGUGCACGUUUCUUUCUAUCCUGACGUCCCCGUUUGAGUACGAAAACUUUUACUGGUCUCUUCCCUUCAGGCUGCAUUUAGGAUUCGCCCUUCUCUUCUUCUCAUUGGCAGCCACCAUGGUCACCUUCACUGCAGCUGUUGUGCUCUUGAUUCAUCAUCAAAAGAUGUGGACAACGUCCCUCAUUUAUGUGGUUGCCCUUCUUCCUGUCUCUAUGUUCGGGCUCUCGCAGUUUCCUUUGUAUGACGGAUUUCGCCAAUGUGUGAAAUGCAUUUCAAAGAAAAUUGGGGAGACUAUAAUACAACUUCAACUUUCCUUUAAAAAGAAAAAGGAAGCUGAUAGAGAGAUACGGAUCUGGUAA
This is a messenger RNA of Prunus dulcis (almond), 2064 nucleotides long. Its product is annotated as protein ACCELERATED CELL DEATH 6-like. Gene Ontology annotation, molecular function: protein binding. The transcript has 5 exons. Bases 1 to 2064 code for a protein of 687 amino acids. Lineage: Eukaryota; Viridiplantae; Streptophyta; Magnoliopsida; Rosales; Rosaceae. The record is from RefSeq and is a predicted model, not a curated record.